This is a messenger RNA of Drosophila albomicans, 675 nucleotides long. RefSeq lists its product as uncharacterized. NCBI's taxonomy places the organism in Eukaryota, Metazoa, Arthropoda, Insecta, Diptera, Drosophilidae. The transcript has 3 exons. The coding region runs from base 34 to 648 and encodes 204 amino acids. The record is from RefSeq and is a predicted model, not a curated record.
UUUGCGGUCACAUGCGUCUUCUUGUUUGUUGUUAUGUUUUGGAGCAAUAUGUUUUUGAAUGAUAUUGGUCAGCCUUUGAUAUUGGAUCCCAAUAAAAGAUACGGACGUUUCGAACAACACAGUGGACCACUGCUACUGACAUCGGCCGCAUUCCAGGAACAUGUAGUUCCUAAUGAUUGGUGUGGGCAAGUUUAUGGAACUUCUGAAGAUAUUGCUCGUUUUCAGAGCAUGGGAUCGACGAAAACCUACAAAUACAUAGUACUUAAACCACAUGAACCAAUACAAAUUGAAUACAGAAAAAUCAAGAACAUUUUAACGUUGAUUCCAGUGUCACAAAAUACACAAUUAUAUUAUCUUCAAAAUGAUCAUGUUAGAGUGCUAAUAGUUGACAAAUUGACUGGAUAUUUGGACUUUAUACCAAAGGCUGGUGCGAAUUUUCAUCAAGCGCUGGGAAGUGGCAUCGAUGUCAUGUACAUAGACGAUUUAUGCUUUAUAACAGAUGGAAAUGAGGCCGAGCAACAAAGAGAACAUUUAUAUGUUCUCAUUCAACUAAUUAGACCUAAAUACUUGCAUGGCUUAAGGCAAAAUAAGCUGCCGAGAUACAUGCUGGAUUUAUGUGCUCGCAAAGCGUUGUAUCUCAAAACUUAAUGAGUAUAAGACAUUAUUAAAAUGUUA